AUAGUUGGCUCAUUUUUCUCCGCGUACGACGUCAUCCAUACGACGGCUGUUCUCUCUCUUUCUCUCUCUCUUCUCACGUGGACUAUUUCUUUUUGGCCAGCGGCAUCUUGCCGUAUUUAUAGCAAUAACGUGUGUUGUUUCAAAAAUAGCUGAAAAUUGUGUAUAUACGCACGCAAGUUAACACGCUGUAUCAUCAAGAUGAGCCUGCUCUGCGACUGGCAGACCAGCAAACAGAAACUUUCGGAGCGUGGCCAGUACUUGCUGGAGACUGGACAAUGGUCCGAUUGUAAGUUUAUUGUUGGGCAAGAACCUCAACAACAGACUCUCAAAGGCCAUAAAUUGUUUCUGGCAAUGUCUAGUCCAGUUUUUGAGGCUAUGUUCUUUGGCGGCAUGGCAGAAAAGAAUGAUCCGAUACCAAUAAAGGAUGUUCAGCCUGAAGCGUUUAAGGCUUUGUUGGAAUAUAUAUAUACAGAUAAAGUGGAAUUAGGAUCUUUCGAGUUAGCUUGUGAGUUAUGUUAUUGUGCCAAGAAAUACAUGCUGCCAUGCUUAGUAGAAGAAUGCACAAAGUAUCUCUGGUCAGAUCUCUCACCGAAAAAGGCAUGUAGGGCAUACGAGUUUGCUCAACUAUUUGAAGAACCUGUGUUGAUGGACAAGUGUCUGCAAAUCAUACGCACAAAGACGGAUGAAAUAUUAAAGGAAUCUAGUUGGGAGGAUGUGGAGCUGGGAACACUUCUCAAGGUCUUAGACCAAGAUGAUUUGCAGAUCAAUUCGGAGAUAGAAUUAUUUACUGGACUGGAACAAUGGGCCAAGGCAGAAUGUUCUAGGAAAUCUCUUGAUCCAACCAAUGGAAAAUCUUUAAAGUCUGUUAUUGGAAAUGCACUUUCAAAAAUAAGAUUUUUGAGUUUGACUCCGCAAGAGUUUGCAGGGGGUCCUGGUACAUCUCCUCUACUCACAAAAGAUGAAGCUUUUGAUAUAUUAAUGAAUAUAUUACGUAAUGACAACAAAACACCUAUGCCCGAAGGUUUCUGUACUAAUUCGAAUAGCAGAGCAAAGCCAGUAAAAUCUCAAACUAUAAAUCUGGUACGUGGUACUAUAGUAUAUCCCAAAAUGUUUGGUCUUUUAGAAGAAGAAAAAACAAGACCAUCUAUGUUUAAUAAUAAUCCAUAUUUGAAUAUUCCGGUGCGUACUGGCCUUCUAAAUGAUAGGGAACCUAGCAGUACAUUGCGAGAAACUUCACCGAUAUUCGGAGGGAGACAUGACCUAGUAAUAAAUAAGGAUUCUGGAAGUUUACCAAAUUCCUCUUCCACGGGAGUGCUCGUACGCGAGGGACCAAAAUAUUACUGCCUCAGAUCGAUAGUUCAACAAACAGAUUGCUUGAAUACAAAUGUACUGGAUUGUUCCGUCACAUUCAGUGUGGAUAAGAACAUUUGUGUAGUGGGUGUACAAGUUCCCACGCAAAUCGCCGCGGCGAGCAGUUUUACUCACGCUAUACAUGGUGAUACGUCUUACACCGAAAUCUUGUAUGCUCAUCUUCUCGACUGCGACGGCACACGUUUGACGUACACACACUUCACCACUAAAGCGAAUUUUGGCACCCUCGUGGAAAUUACUUUUAAUCGACCAGUUUACAUUCAGAAGCAUAAGGUUUACCGAGUUGGUGUGGUAUUUAAUAAGGCUGGAUGGUAUCCAGUAGGAGUUUGUGCCCAAAAUAUGUCCUGUGAUUCUGUGUUCUUCUCAUUCGGAGUUGGUAAUAGUGCACAUGCGAUUCGUGACGGUCUUAUUCGAUCUAUAGUUUUCACAUAUCAUUAGUGUCUUUGAUCAUGUUGGAUGACAGAAAAAAAAAUUGCGUACAUACUUUUGGACUUAUGAAAAUAAAAAGAAUCUACUUCUUAUGUUAUACAUUACAUUGUUGUGACAUUUUCUUAUUUUUCAAAGCAAUCUUUCACUGUAAAUUUUGAAAAAAUGUACAAAUAUACUCGAUCUAAGCAUAAAGAUAUAAUUUAUCCUGUACAAUAAAAACCUUUUUAACUUAUAUAGCAAAUAUCGACGUUUAUGAUAUAAAGAAAAAAAUCUGUAUUUCAAAUGCUUUUAUUAAAUUUUACACAUUCA
This is a messenger RNA of Cataglyphis hispanica, 2109 nucleotides long. Its product is annotated as kelch-like protein 41b. Gene Ontology annotation, molecular function: protein binding. Gene Ontology annotation, cellular component: P-body; cytosol. NCBI's taxonomy places the organism in Eukaryota, Metazoa, Arthropoda, Insecta, Hymenoptera, Formicidae. The transcript is spliced from 5 exons. The record is from RefSeq and is a predicted model, not a curated record. Gene Ontology annotation, biological process: neurogenesis. Bases 199 to 1809 code for a protein of 536 amino acids.